This is a messenger RNA of Trichobilharzia szidati, 1477 nucleotides long. Lineage: Eukaryota; Metazoa; Platyhelminthes; Trematoda; Strigeidida; Schistosomatidae. The record is from the annotation of a GenBank genome assembly.
AUGAACUCAACAGAAGUAUCGGAAGAAAGAAAGCCUUUGCAACCUUAUGGGAGUGGUUCGUAUGUUGCCAUUUGCAUUGAGCGUGGUUCUAAAAUGUGUUAUGCAGCUAAAGUGAUGCAGAAAAAGGUUAUUUCCAUAGAACGCAAGAGAAAUAUAGGUCAGCUGCUGAAAUUAGACCACAAAAACUUGGUGAGACUGAAAGAGGUUUUUGAAACUCCGAAUUCAUUGUACUUGGUCAUUGAACUCGCUGAUGGAGGGGAACUUUUCCAAAGACUAACUAAAUUCCCCGUAUACAAUGAAAAAACAAUACUAGUUUACUUCAGGCAAAUGAUAAACGGCAUCAAAUACUUACAUGAAUAUGGAAUUAUUCACAGAAAUUUAAAACCCGAAAAUAUACUGCUGAGUUCAAGAGAAAACGAUGCCAUCGUAAAAAUUACUGACUAUUCACCUCAGCUGUUUACCACUGAAGAUUUGGAUAUGGAAUUGGUAUGCUUUAUGACAACAUUCUGUCCACCUGAAUUAUUACUAAGUAGACGUUAUGAUAAGGCAGUUGAUCUAUGGGCUUUGGGUAUACUACUUUAUAUCAUGUUGACAGGAAAUGAUCCUUACCAAUCAAAAACUGGCAGUGAUUUAUACCAUGCCAUACUGCAUUGUGAUAUUGACUACAAAUCUGAUCCAUGGAAGUUAAUCAGUUUAAAUGCUCAAGAUGCUGUAAAACGUCUUCUAGUGACUGACCCACAAUUCAGAAUAAUAACACCAAAUUUAUUGAAACAUUCAUGGCUUAAUGGAAUCGAUGAACAUGAACAACACUUACACUCAGUACAGAAAAAUUUAGAGCAGUUCAACAAACAACGUACAGAAAGGCUGAAUGGCUUGAGCAUUGAAAGUGGAAUAGAAGAAGAUUGGCUAACGGAUGAAUACGUGAAACUACCAAGAAGAAGUAGUGUGCCAGCUGAAGACAAAGAGAACCUACCUGGAGUAGAAAUAGAUAAGGACAAUGAAGACAGUCAACUAAUGGAAGAUGGUGUGGCAAAUGGCAGACAAACAGACAGAGACGAUGUUGAUAUUGAUGAAAAUGAACAGGAUACACUGAAUGAUCUUACUCAUGGUCAGUUAGUGGGAAAUUCGUUUAAAAAUUUAUUAGAGGAAUACACUUCGCUUGUCCAUGAGCAAAAUGAACAAGAAGAAGAAGAAGAUACCAAUCAGGAAGAAGUAAACAACGACAAAACAGAUGAUGCAGGCGAUGUCAGUAUUGAAGAGAAUGAACCAGUAAGUCUUCAAGAAGAUGCUGCGUCUGAUAACAAUGACGAUAGCGAAUUGGUUGAAGCAGACGUGGCAGAAGAUUUUUUGGAACUGGAAAAUGCUGAGAAUUGAGUCCAAGAUGACAGGACUGGAUGACGUCAAUGCCUCUCAACUUGAACUUCUUAAAUGGCCCUGAAACUUUUAAUGGUUAAUUUCAAACUUUCGUCACCUAAAA